CGAAAAAAAUUGUAAAUAAAAUAAUUUUGCAACAAAUUUUGCUGAGUUGUCCUCAUCAUCAUCAUUGGCAGUUUCUGCAGCUCAUCAAGAUUUAACAAAAAAAAAAAAAAAUUAAAUCGAAUGAAAUUUAUGUGAAUCCAUAAACAAUUUGGAGUAUUUUUAGAUUAUCGGCAAUUAAAACUAAGUGACCUUGCUUGCUUGCCUCAAAUAUCGAAACAUCGAAAAAAUCUGGUUUUUCUCCAAAAAAAAACAUUCGUUUCCAUGUGCGUGCUACAAAAAUAAAAGUAAACGACUUUAUUAUCAAUAUUAUUGAAAAACGCGCAGCAGUAAAGGAGAAAGUGGUUAUUUAGCCGCUACUUGUUAUUUUUAUGUUCAUUCAUUGCACUUUCCUUUAUGUCUUUGCGAGGCACAUUAAAUAAACAAUAAGUUCAAGGCAAUUUUGCAGUGAGUGACAAUUAACUGGAAUUCAAUUAGUGAAAUAUUAUUGCGUUUAACAGAAAGUUGGUAAAAGAAAUAAUUGCGAACCGUUUAUUUAGAGAGGAAUAAUAAUUGAGAAAUAACAGAAAAUAAUCACGAGAAGCUAACAGAAUGGCGCAUUUAAGACCGCUUAAGAUCACGACAGUCGGCGACGGAAUGGUUGGCAAAACUUGUCUGCUGAUCACGUACACACAGAAUUCGUUCCCGGAGGAAUAUGUUCCAACAGUAUUUGACAAUCAUGCCACAAAUAUUAUGGUCGAUGGCAAGGAAUAUAAUUUAACGUUAUGGGAUACCGCUGGGCAGGAAGAUUAUGAAAGACUGAGGCCAUUAUCUUAUCCAAAUACUGAUUGCUUCCUAAUAUGUUACUCAAUAUCCAGUAGAGCCUCCUUCGAUAAUGUUUUGUCAAAAUGGUAUCCAGAAGUCAGACAUUUUUCUCCCAAUGUUCCCAUAAUUUUAGUUGGCACCAAGAUGGAUUUACGCGUUCCCAAUUCCGAAAAAUUCGUGACGACAGCUGAAGCAAAAAAGUUGCGAGCCAAAAUUAAAGCUUAUGCCUUGGUAGAAUGUUCUGCGAAGAAAAAGAGUCAUCUCGGGGAAGUUUUUGACGAAGCUGUGCGCGCCGUAGAGAAGAAACCUCGGAGAGUUCGAAGACCGUGUCAAUUCCUGUAGUCCCGCUGUUUGAAUGAAAUCCUCGGAAAUUUUCUGCCAUUUUUUAGUAUUACUUUUGAAAGAAGUGUCGAUAAUUUUUUUUUGUUGUUUACAUGCAAAAUUACAAGCAAUUUGAUCACAUUUUGAGCAAUUUAGAAGGAAAAAAAAAUUAAAAUAUUUAUUAUAUAUUUUUUUUAAAAUACAAGAAAAAAAGAAGAAAAAUAUGAAACAUGAGGUUUCUAAAAUAUUUUUGUUAUAAAAAUUAGUUGUAAACUAGUCAUUUAAUAAAUAAACAGAUACCGUAUGAAAGUGAA
Molecule: messenger RNA, 1436 nt
Organism: Culicoides brevitarsis
Lineage: Eukaryota; Metazoa; Arthropoda; Insecta; Diptera; Ceratopogonidae
Product: ras-like GTP-binding protein RhoL
Exons: 5
Coding region: 589-1143 (184 amino acids)
Biological process (GO): small GTPase-mediated signal transduction
Molecular function (GO): GTPase activity; GTP binding
Source: RefSeq, a predicted model, not a curated record